This is a messenger RNA of Acomys russatus (golden spiny mouse), 1562 nucleotides long. It is a transcript of the gene Vtn, whose product is annotated as vitronectin. Gene Ontology annotation, biological process: cell adhesion mediated by integrin; cell-matrix adhesion; immune response. The record is from RefSeq and is a predicted model, not a curated record. The coding region runs from base 56 to 1504 and encodes 482 amino acids. The transcript has 8 exons. NCBI's taxonomy places the organism in Eukaryota, Metazoa, Chordata, Mammalia, Rodentia, Muridae. Gene Ontology annotation, molecular function: extracellular matrix binding; polysaccharide binding; scavenger receptor activity.
GAGACUCCGGAAGCGCCAAGCCCAGCUUGCCAAGGCCCUCUGUUAGAGGCCUGCCAUGGCACCUGUGAAGCCCUUUCUCAUGCUAGCAUUGCUGGCAUGGGUUUCUCUGGCUGACCAAGAGUCAUGCCAGGGCCGCUGCACUCAGGGCUUCAUGGCCAGCAAGAAAUGUCAGUGUGAUGAGCUCUGCAGUUACUAUCAGAGCUGCUGCGCCGACUACAUGGAGCAGUGCAAGCCUCAAGUGACUCGGGGGGAUGUGUUUACUAUGCCGGAAGAUGAGUAUGGCUAUGACUACCUAGAGGAGAUCAAGAACGAUACAGUCACCCAUGUCCAACCAGAGAGCACGUCUCCAGAGGACCAUCACCUGAAGCCCCGAACGGAAGGGACACCAAAGCCAACCCCUUCCUCAGAGCCUAAGGAACAGGCUCCUAAACUUGAGGCAAGCACCUCCAGGCCUGAAGCGGGACACCAGGAGGUGACCUUAAGGCCUGAGGCCACUGAUCAAGGGACCUCCGGGCUUCUAGAGGAAGAGCUGUGUAGUGGGGAGCCCUUUGAUGCCUUCACGGACCUCAAGAAUGGUUCCCUCUUUGCCUUCCGAGGGAAGUACUGCUACGAGCUAGAUGAAACGGCAGUGAGGCCUGGGUACCCCAAGCUCAUCCAAGAUGUCUGGGGCAUCGAGGGCCCCAUUGACGCUGCCUUCACUCGCAUCAACUGUCAGGGGAAGACCUACAUUUUCAAGGGUAGUCAGUACUGGCGCUUUGAGGAUGGUGUUCUGGACCCCGAUUAUCCCCGAAACAUCUCUGAAGGCUUUAGUGGCAUACCGGACAAUGUCGAUGCUGCUUUAGCCCUCCCUGCCCACCGUUACAGUGGCCGGGAAAGGGUCUACUUCUUCAAGGGAAAGCAGUACUGGGAGUAUGAAUUCCAUCAGCAGCCCAGCCAGGAAGAAUGUACGAGAAGCUCCCCGUCAGCUGUGUUUGAACACUUUGCCUUGCUGCAGCGGGACAGCUGGGAGAGCAUCUUUGAACUUCUCUUCUGGGGCAGAUCCUCUGAUGGCGUCAGAGAGCCCCAGUUCAUCAGCCGGGACUGGCAUGGUGUGCCAGGGAAAGUGGACGCUGCUAUGGCUGGACGAAUCUACAUCACAGGCUCCACGUUCCCUUCUACCCAGGCCAAAAAACAAAAAUCUAGGCGUCGAAGCCGAAAGCGCUACCGUUCACGCCGUGGGCGUGGCCACAGCCGCCGUCACAGGCUGAACUCCCGGCGUCCAUCGCGUUCAGUAUGGCUCUCUUUGUUCUCCAGUGAAGAGAGUGGGCUAGGAGCUUACAACUAUGAUUAUGAUAUGGACUGGCACAUACCUGCCACCUGCGAGCCCAUUCAGAGUGUCUAUUUCUUCUCUGGAGAUAAGUACUACCGAGUCAACCUUAGGACGCGUCGAGUGGACUCUGUGUACCCUCCCUACCCACGACCCAUUGCUCAGUAUUGGCUGGGCUGCCCGGGCCCUGAGAAGUAGGAAUCAUCCCACACUGAGCCCCAGGGACCCUGGCCUCCAGCCUUUUCCUCCCAGCCCA